AUGGCUGGUACUUCACUAUUCUACGCCAGUGCCUUGGCACUACUAAGUUACCUCCUCCUCAAGCACAUCCAUCAACGCAGCAAAGGUCCAUUACCACCGGGCCCAAAAGGUCUACCACUCCUCGGGAACAUACGAGAUCUCCCACCUCCCGGGACCUUAGAAUGGCCGCAUUGGCAGAAACACAAAGAGAAAUAUGGUCCUAUCAGCUCCGUCUCCGUCCUUGGCCAGCUUUUUGUUAUUUUGCAUGACAAGCAGGCCAUUAUGGAUCUGUUGGAAACACGGGCUUUGAAGAGUGCUUCGCGGCCAAAAUUGGUAUUUGCGGGUGACGUAGUCGGAUAUGACAGUAUUAUGGGCAUGAUGCCGUAUAAUCGAACAUUUAGACUACAUCGAAAGCUGACAGCGACGCAAGUCAGCAACAAGUCAAUAGUCAGAUUCGAGCCUAUUCAAGAGCUCGAGGUCUUGCGAUUACUGAAACGCAUCCACGCUGAUCCCAACAGCGAGAACCUACCGGAUCAUCUGAACCAAGUAUCGGGUUCCAUCAUGCUCCGCAUUCUCUACAACUACGAGACAGACCCCUCAAAGAAUGACCCCAUAGUCGCCACAGCCAAUCAAGUGAUGGAAGACUUCUCCAAAGCUACAAGCCCAGGCGCCUGGAUGGUGGACUUGAUACCAUGGCUUCGAUGUAUCCCUGAGUGGAUGCCAGGCUCCGGGUUCAAGCAAGUAGCAAAGACAUACAGGGAGAAUCUGCAGCAGGGAGUUGAGAUACCGUAUAACUACGUCCGAGAGCAAAUGACCUCUGGUAACGACGAUGUCUCUUACGUCGCGGGGCUGAUUAAAGAUGUCCAUCGCAAUAUUGAUCCUGAAGAAGAACGUGUCAUCCAGUGGACGGCCGCUUCUAUGAUGAACGCCGGUACCGACACGACUGGAGCGAUGCUUCUUGCAGUAUUUGUAGCCAUGGUUAUCUACCCCGACGUUCAGAAACGUGCUCAAGUAGAAAUCGACCGCGUUGUCGGCGACUCCCGUCUCCCGUCUCUAUCUGACAAGCACAAUCUCCCGUACAUCAACGCAAUCGCCCAAGAAGCACUUCGCUGGCACACCCUCGCCCCAAUGGGUUUCCCACACAUGACAACAGAAGACGACAUCUACAAAGGCUACUUCAUCCCUAAAAACACGCUCUUGUUCCCCGCAGCGGCAUCUCUCACACACGAUCCGGAGGUCUACCACUCACCGAUGGAAUUCAAGCCCGAGCGCUUUUCAGAGCCGUACAAUGAGCCCCUGCCGACGGAUAUAGUGUUUGGAUUUGGACGCAGGGCGUGUCCGGGGCGAUGGAUUGCAGAUCAGACGAUGUUUCUUGCUAUUGCGCAGACUUUGGCUGUUUUCGACAUUAAGAAGGCUUUGGAUGAGGAUGGGAAUGAGAUUGAUGUUGUGUAUGAGCAGUUGCCGGGUGUGAUUGCGCGGGUGAAGCCUUUUCCUCAUCGGAUUGUGCUUAGAAGUGAGAGGCACGGGAGAUUCUUAGAGUAG
Messenger RNA from Fusarium sp. VM40, 1521 nucleotides. The record is from the annotation of a GenBank genome assembly. Lineage: Eukaryota; Fungi; Ascomycota; Sordariomycetes; Hypocreales; Nectriaceae.